Molecule: messenger RNA, 2238 nt
Organism: Penicillium canescens
Lineage: Eukaryota; Fungi; Ascomycota; Eurotiomycetes; Eurotiales; Aspergillaceae
Gene: catA
Product: catalase catA
Exons: 3
Coding region: 1-2238 (745 amino acids)
Biological process (GO): response to oxidative stress; hydrogen peroxide catabolic process
Cellular component (GO): cytosol
Molecular function (GO): catalase activity; heme binding
Source: RefSeq, a predicted model, not a curated record
AUGGCUGCCACUAUUACUCGGGGUCUGGAGAAGGCCCAGCAAGCGUCUCAGUCUGCGUCCUCUAAGAACAAAAAGACGGUUGAUCUUUCUCAUGACACUGUCGACGCUCAUACCAGCAAGCCACAGACAACGGAUCAUGGCGUUCGCAUAGAGAAUCCCGACAACUGGCUCAAGGUUGCAUCUGACCGCAAGACUGGCCCAUCUUUGCUGGAGGAUCAAAUCGCAAGGGAGAAGAUCCACCGUUUUGACCAUGAGCGAAUUCCUGAGCGCGUCGUCCAUGCUCGUGGAACUGGUGCAUUUGGCAACUUCAUACUCUAUGAAAGUGCCGAGGACGUAAGCCAUGCUGGUAUUCUUACUGACACAUCCCGUAAUACCCCAGUCUUCAUUCGCUUUUCGACAGUGCAGGGCAGCAGAGGCAGCGCGGACACCGUGAGAGACGUGAGAGGCUUCGCCGUCAAGUUCUACACCGAUGAGGGAAACUGGGACAUCGUUGGAAAUAACAUACCUGUGUUUUUCAUCCAGGAUUCGAUCAAGUUCCCAGACUUUGUGCAUGCCGUCAAACCUGAGCCACAUAACGAAGUUCCGCAGGCUCAGACUGCGCAUAACAAUUUCUGGGAUUUUGUCUAUCUUCACCCUGAGGCAACCCAUAUGUUUAUGUGGGCUAUGUCCGAUAGAGCGAUCCCUCGUUCAUAUCGCAUGAUGCAAGGAUUUGGUGUCAAUACCUAUACAUUGGUCAACAAGGACGGUAAACGCCAUUUUGUGAAAUUCCACUUUAUACCCAAACUCGGGGUGCACUCUCUUGUCUGGGAUGAAGCCCUGAAGCUUGCAGGCCAGGAUCCUGAUUUCCAUCGCAAGGAUCUGAUGGAAGCCAUUGCUAAUGGCGCGUACCCCCAGUGGGACUUUGCUAUUCAAACUAUUCCUGAGGAAAAGGAGCACGAUUUUGACUUCGAUAUUCUUGAUGCGACCAAGGUUUGGCCGGAGGAGCUCGUCCCUCUUCGACGUAUUGGAAAACUUGAGCUUAAUAAGAAUGUGGAUGAGUUUUUCCCGCAAACUGAACAGGUCGCGUUUUGCACUAGUCAUAUCGUCCCUGGUAUUGAUUUUUCGGACGAUCCAUUGCUGCAAGGCCGGAACUUUUCCUACUUUGACACUCAAAUCAGUCGGCUGGGCAUCAAUUGGGAAGAGCUACCAAUCAACCGACCUGUCUGCCCUGUGAUGAACUUCAAUCGCGACGGUGCAAUGCGUCACCGAAUCAGCAAGGGUCCUGUCAACUACUGGCCAAAUAGGUUCGAGGCGCUACCUCCAGCCAAGGCAGAAGAGGGUGCAUUCACCUCAUACACUGAGAAGAUAUCAGGUUUCAAAAAGCGUGCGCUCAGCGAGAAGUUCCGCGACCAUCAUACCCAAGCGCAAAUGUUCUACAACUCGAUGUCUGAGCACGAAAAGGCACACAUCAUGAAGGCCUUAACUUUUGAACUUGACCACUGUGAUGACCCUGUUGUAUACGAACGUCUCGCCGGGACUAGGCUUUCCGAGAUUGACCUGAAACUUGCCCAGCAAGUCGCUGAGCUAGUCGGGGCUCCUAUUCCUGACAGACAACUCAUGCCAAAUCCUGGCAACCGCGCCAAGGGUCUGUCACAAACCGAAUUUCUGCCAGAAAAGCCUACUAUUGAGAGUCGUCGCAUUGCUAUACUCAUUGGUGACGGCUUCGAUCAAGUUGCUUUUACGGGUAUGAAGAUGGCUAUCAAGGCCGCAGGAGCACUGCCAUUUGUGAUCGGCACCAAGCGAUCUCCGAUUUAUGCUCAGGGGCAGUCUUCUGAGAACUCAGAUGGUGUGAUUGCAGACCAUAUGUAUGAUGGCCAGCGCUCAACAAUGUUUGAUGCUACCUUUAUCCCGGGUGGGUCCCAUAUCACCACUCUAUUGAAGAACGGCCAACUCCGGUUCUGGGUUGUGGAAAGCUUCGGGCAUCUCAAAGCCAUUGGAGCUACUGGCGAGGCUUGCGAUUUCGUUAAGCGCGUGUUGGGUAAUACUUUGGAUGUUAGGCUCGCAUCUCCUGCCUCAGCAGAACCUGUUGAAUGGUACGGAGUUGUUACUGCUGGCAUGCCAAAGCCAGAGAGCUUCAAGGAGGGCUUCCAAAUCGCCAAGGCGGCAAAGGACUUCGUGAGCCAAUUCUUCUACCAAGUUUCUCGGCACCGGAACUACCAGCGUGAACUGGACGGCCUUAGUUCGGCGUUGGACUGGUAA